AAUAACUAAAUUGUAACAGUUGGUUAAUAUUUUAUUUUCAUUUUUAAUAUAUUUUGAGUUGUCCUAUGAUUUAUAUUUAUAAAAUAAAUUACUAUUCUUAUAAAAUUAUAUAAUCUUAUCGUAGUUAUUUUAGAUAUAAGUUGGAUUAGUCGAAUCAUUCAUGUUGUGAGUAUAUUGAGUUAAAUAUAUUCUUUCAAAUUUAAAAUGAAGUAUAAUUGGUUUUUAUUAGAAUUAAGUCAAAUGUGCAUGUAUUUUCAUAAUAUUUAUCAAAUUAUAUGUUGAUGUUUUUUAAAUAAAUAUUAGAAAAUAAAAUAUGAUCAAUAUGACGUUACAUACGUAAGUAGCUGAUACAUUUUUGAAAGCUCAUGUACACAUAUCAAUAUUUACAAUAAUUAAAAUAUUUUAAAAAUUCUAAAUAACUUUAUGCCUUUGAUUUAUUGAAUGGAAACUAAAAUUUAUUUUAAAUAAUCUUAAAAUGAGAAUUCGGAUUUGCUUUGGUAUUUUGAUUAUGGUUCUAUUAAGUUCCUCAAACAUAAAAACAUACAAUUUAAAAUCAUAUUUAAUAUUAAGAAAAAAAUAACUUUAAUAAUGAUAUAAUAUACUAUAUCUACCUCAUUAAACUAUUUUCUAACCAUUUGAUCAAACGAUUAUUAUUUUAGAAUUUUAUUUUUUAGUUUUUUUUAUAUCUCUUAAAAUAAGCAGUAAAAAGUUGUGAUUGUAUUUAAAACUAAUAUUAUAUAAGUAAAAUAUAAUUUGUCGAUAUUUUUUGCUGUAAUUGAAAGAUACUAUAGUCAACUAAAUUUAAACUCUUAAAAAUAAGCAGUAAUAAAUUGUGAUUGUAUUUAAGAAUAAUAUUAUAUAAGUAAAAUAUAACUUAUCGAUAUUUUUUGCUGUAACUGAAAGAUAUUACAGUCAACUAAAUUUAUGAAAAAUAAAUAAAAUAUUUCAAUAUUACUAAUUAUAAAAUAUUUUUAGACAAUUAAACAUGUUACUUAAUUAUUUUAUGUAAUCAUCUAAGAAAAUAUAUAGGUAUAUAAAAAUAUUUUUAUUACUUUGAAUUUUUUUUGUAUUGUUUAAAUUAUGUUUUAAGAUAAAUAAUAUUUAUGUUUAUAAUAUCAAGAUUAUAUGUGUAAAUUGUUUUUAGUGAAAUCAAGUUAUAUAGAAAUUUAUAAUUUUCAUGUAAGAAAAUAUAGAUAUAAAGAAAGUAUUUUAUUAGUUCAAAACUAUAUUUUAUGUUGUUUAAAAAUAUUUUUUAAAUGUAAUAUUACUAUUUUCUGAACUUUCCUUUUUUUAUGAAAUCAUAUUAUAUGUACAUAGAUUUUCGUUUUUCAAUUCUUCUUUUUUUAACUUUAUGAAAAAUUUCCUUUUUUAUUGUAUGUGUAUAUUUUCGGAAUUUUUUUAAAAGGAAACUAAAUAAAAUAAUAAAUAAUAGUAUUUUAAAUGUAAGUUAAUUCAUUAAGGGUAUCAGUGUAAUCAACCAUCGUGAGGGUUAACUUGAAAGCGAUAUAUAUGAAACUGACUUCUCAAAUAAUAUUAUAGAGAUAUAAUUUUAGUAACAUGAGUAUAUUUGCUUUGUGAUAAUUGCGAUAAAGAAAAACAUGGACUUACGAUGAAAAUGAGACAAUAACUAAAACCCCAUUUUAGUUACAAAUCAAAACAUGCCUAGAAAGUAGUCAAAAUCAGACUAAAGAUAACAGGGAAGGCCUAUAACAGAAAACAAAGAGUAACUAUAGACAAGAGCGACCAACAAUCGGAUCGGAUUCAUCUUCAAUAGACUCAUUUUAAGUUGCAAGAAAUAGAAAAAUAUACACAUUAUAAGUUGCAAAAAAAAUGUACACAUUGUAAAUAAAAAAUGAAAAGGAGCUUUAUUCUUGGACCCCAAAAAAGGAGCUUUAUUCUUCUUGUUCACCUGAGGGAGCACUUCGUGCCGUUUUGGCUACAUCCACUGACGUUCUGUUGUAUUAUUUCUCACUAAAUGGCAUGGCCCCUAUUUUUUUUUUACUUCUCCUCGCAGUCAUCACUAGCUCGAUCUUUAUAUAUAGACAUAAUAAGUUGUAACUCUACCAAGGAGUCAAAGAGAAAAAAAAAAAAAACUGUAGCCAUUCCCAUUCAUCAAAGUUAUGAAAAAGUGAGAGUAUCUAUACAAUAUAUAAUGGGGAUAAAGAUAGCAAGUAAGGCGCAGACAGAAAAAGUGGCAGCACCACUGAAGCAGAUGCUGAAAAGAUGCUCAAGCUUACUGAAGAAGGGAAAAGAAGAGGUGCCUAGGAAGGGACAUUUCGCUGUCUACGUGGGGCAAUCCAGAUCUCGUCACGUCAUCCCCAUCACACUCCUCAAUCAUCCAAUCUUCCAGAUGAUGCUGCAUGAAGCGGAGAAAGAGUUUGGGUUUAGGCAAGAGAGAGGCAUCACCAUUCCUUGCGACCAAAAUAUAUUUCUCUUUCUCUUGGACAUCAUAUCAAAUCUCACUAGCUAGUUCAUAGUUUGAGUUUCCUCCCAUUAUAAGCGGAAUAGUUACUAUGGAUGCACAACCCUUUUUUUCUCAUGGACAUCCUUGGGUUCCACGUUA
This is a messenger RNA of Brassica rapa (field mustard), 2563 nucleotides long. Its product is annotated as auxin-responsive protein SAUR50. NCBI's taxonomy places the organism in Eukaryota, Viridiplantae, Streptophyta, Magnoliopsida, Brassicales, Brassicaceae. The record is from RefSeq and is a predicted model, not a curated record. Gene Ontology annotation, biological process: response to auxin.